This is a messenger RNA of Drosophila rhopaloa, 2532 nucleotides long. It is a transcript of the gene ZnT63C, whose product is annotated as zinc/cadmium resistance protein. The record is from RefSeq and is a predicted model, not a curated record. Gene Ontology annotation, molecular function: zinc ion transmembrane transporter activity. The transcript has 8 exons. Bases 218 to 1567 code for a protein of 449 amino acids. Gene Ontology annotation, biological process: intracellular zinc ion homeostasis; zinc ion transmembrane transport; detoxification of zinc ion. Gene Ontology annotation, cellular component: membrane. Lineage: Eukaryota; Metazoa; Arthropoda; Insecta; Diptera; Drosophilidae.
CGAUGUUUGUCCACCUCUAUUUGGUGGAGUGGAGUGCAAUUUAUUUUAUUUAAAACUCGUCGACCGCGCUGAUCCAUCGUUUGUGCACCGCUCCGAAGUGUAGCAAAAAGCAAGCAAGGAGGCAGCAAAUCGCAACUUCAUUAGGAGUCGCGUUUCUGCUAAGGAACAUCAACCACUAAAAUACAAAUUCCCAGAUUAAAAGCUUCGCUUCUCCAAAAUGGCCAAGUACUCGGGCAAAAAAUGCCGGCUGCUCUCGAUGAUGUGGCUGACGGCUUUCUUCUUCUUCGUGGAGAUCAUAGUGGGUUACGUGACCAAUUCGAUGGCCCUGGUGGCGGACAGUUUCCACAUGCUGGGCGACAUCGCCGCCCUGGUCAUAUCGUUUCUGUCUGUGAAGAUGUCACCGAAAAAGUGGUCGAAGAACACAUUCGGCUGGGCCAGAGCCGAAGUUUUGGGAGCUUUGGUCAACGCUGUCUUCCUGGUGGCCCUCUGCUUCAGCAUCACCAUCGAGGCCUGCAAGAGGUUCAUAGAGGAGGAGCCUAUUCACGAGCCCGAACUGUUGGUUAUUGUGGGAGUUUUGGGCCUUGUGGUGAAUGUGAUUGGCCUGUGUUUGCUUUACGAGCACGGUGGGCACCAUGGACAUUCGCAUGGCGCCGGACUUACCCGAAACCACAGCCGCCUCACCGAGUUGGCCAACAUGGACGAGGGCGAGGAUGAGCAGAACGAGUACGCCUACGAGAAGCAGAAGGAGAAGCCGGUGGUGAAGAAGUCCAGCCAUGGUCACAGCCACGAUCCCGGCCAGAUGAACAUGCGCGGCGCCUUCCUGCACGUCCUGAGCGAUGCCCUCGGCAGCAUCAUUGUGGUGAUCAGUGCGGUGGUGGUGUGGAAGACCGAGUGGAAGUACCGCUACUACAUGGACCCCGCUCUGUCCAUCGUGCUGGUGGUGCUCAUUCUGCAUUCGGUGUGGCCGCUGCUGCGCGAGUCCGCCCUGAUCCUGCUGCAGACGGUGCCCACGCACAUCCAGGUGGACGCCAUCCAGAAGAGACUACUGGAGAAGGUGGAUGGAGUGCUGGCGGUGCACGAGUUCCAUGUCUGGCAGUUGGCCGGCGACCGCAUCAUAGCCUCUGCCCAUAUUAGGUGCCGAAACCUCUCCGAGUACAUGAAGAUUGCCGAGAAGGUGAAGGAGUUCUUCCACAACGAGGGCAUCCACUCCACCACCAUUCAGCCGGAGUUCAGCGAGAUCGAGGGCUGCAAUAUGUCCGAUGGCACCUCCAGCAUCAACAUGAGCGGCUCCGACUGCUGUGCCUUGGACUGCCCCACCACGGAUGAGGGGUGUGUCAAGGCCACCUGCUGCCAGAACAACAACAAAUUGAACCAACUGCCCUCACCCACCAACUCGCCGUACCUGUGCCGCCAGCGCAAUGCCGCCCGACAGGCCGGCGAUGUGGAGGCGGGCUCCCUGCUGGAGGCCACGGCCAGUGGAAACCAGGGAGCCUCUGGCGGCACCACCGCAGGAGCAACGGCGGCUGCGAUUGCGGCGACGUCGACGCCGAAGAGCGAUUUGGUCUGACGACAGCCACAGCAGGCGCAACAACAUGUACACUUUGCCACGACCAAAACGGAAACCGCAACCGCAACAGCAGCAGCAGCUACAUCAAUACGUGAUAUAAUGUACGAGCCAAGCGCCAACAACCAAGUGGUUUCCACAUCCAGCGCACAGGAGGUGGAGGCAGGCAAUCUCGGCCUGUCGGUGACCGCACAGCGGCGACGGGAGCUUCAGUUGCAGGCCGAGCAUCAGUAUCAGGAGCAGGUGUCACCUUUGAGCACCCGGAACGGCGACGAGGUGGCCCUCUAAUUAGGAGCCUAGUUUAAAAACCGCUGCAAUGGAGACUGGUCUGCCAUGGUGCAGCGUUCGUGUUUUUAGUGUUUGUAUCAUUAUUUGUUCUUAGUGGAAUUUAGGCAUUAAUGGUGGGCUAACCACUGAGCUAGUUUAAUUAAAGUAAAUCAAAAGAAAUAUAACACGAUUAUCUGAUAGUGCAGAAAACACAAAGUUUAACGAGGAUGUCAUUCGUAUAUAUAUAUAUAUACUAUAUAGUAUGUUAAACCUAUUCGAUUGUAGUUAAUUGCAUUAGUUUAAGUCGAUAAGUGAGCCCAACCAACAGAGAAUACAUAUGUACUACGUUUUUUACAUUUUGAGAAAGUUUAUACAUACGUGAAAUAAAUUAUUGUAUUCAAUAGUUACCUACGGAUUAGCAAAUGACUAAAGACAGUUUACAAAAUACAUAGGUAUACACAAACAUGUGUGUUUUUGUGUAUGGUUAGGCAUAGUCUCUUAAUCUUAGUAGUUGGUAAUGCUAUCUGUAAAAAAAUAUUUUUACCACAACCGAGAAACUAGUUUCUAUUUAAUUUUAAUCGUAUCGAACUUUAUAAUGACUAUACAUUUAAUGCGAACAUCAUGUAUUAUUUUAUGAUCUGCAUUGACUUUCACCUGUAUAUGUUUGUAAAUAAAUACCAAACAUAAUCAGUCCAAGCUAA